This is a messenger RNA of Solanum dulcamara, 579 nucleotides long. RefSeq lists its product as uncharacterized. The transcript has 2 exons. Bases 1 to 579 code for a protein of 192 amino acids. NCBI's taxonomy places the organism in Eukaryota, Viridiplantae, Streptophyta, Magnoliopsida, Solanales, Solanaceae. The record is from RefSeq and is a predicted model, not a curated record.
AUGGAUGUUAUUAUUGAAGCAAUGGAUCUGAAGACCCUUAUAAUGGAUAAGCUGAUUAGGAAUCCUCAAACCCAUAAGUUGAACAAGAAACAAGAUCACUCUAAGAAGAAAGCAAAGAAGGACAAAUCUCUGGCUUUUAAAGCUUUUCAAACUGAUGAAUGUGAAGAAGAUGAGGACAUGGCCUAUUUAACUCGCAGAUUUCAAAAGAUUGUGAGAAAGCAUGGUGGAUUCAUGAAGAAGGAAAACUCAAGCAAGUCAGCUAAUGUUACUGACUUGUAUCACAAGUGUGCAAAAUCAGGGCAUUUCAUCAGAGAUUUCCCUAUGCACAAGCAGGAUUACAAAGACUAUGUCAAAUCUGGAGUGAAAAGGGCACUUGCCAUCUGGGGAAAGUCCUCAAGUGACUCAGAGGAAUCUGAACAUCCCGAGGAUGCCUCCAUGCUUUCCAUAAAGGAUGAUGAAGAUGUCUUUGACUUUAUGUUUGCCUUCAUGGCUAAGUCUGAAGAUGAUGAUGUUGAUGAAGAGGUAACUCUUUCUGAUUUUAAGCAAAAUCUGAAUGUGUUUACUUCUUUAAAAAAUUGA